Messenger RNA from Chanos chanos (milkfish), 1834 nucleotides. It is a transcript of the gene trim105, whose product is annotated as tripartite motif containing 105. Bases 188 to 1480 code for a protein of 430 amino acids. The record is from RefSeq and is a predicted model, not a curated record. The transcript has 7 exons. Lineage: Eukaryota; Metazoa; Chordata; Actinopteri; Gonorynchiformes; Chanidae. Gene Ontology annotation, molecular function: metal ion binding; protein binding.
UUACAACCUCGUUUCAGGAUAGAGGGAGAUAUUUGACAACUAGUGUAAACUGAAAGGUAUCUCGGGAAGACAUCAAAGUAGCGUAUAUUACUACGCUGAAUUAUGGAAUCUUUUUAAGAUUCAUCAGUAAACUUGCGGCUGAUUUAACAAAAGUGGAAGUGAAAGUUAACUUGUCCAGGGGGUGUCCAUGGCCUCCAACAAAAACAAGAUGAGUCUGAGGGACGACCUCACUUGUGCUAUCUGCUACGACCUCUUCAAGGAACCUGUUAUGCUGGGCUGCAUGCACCACUUUUGUAAGAGGUGCAUCACCACAUACUGGAGAAGCAUUAGGGGACCAGUUUCGUGUCCCCAGUGUCGACAAGAGUUCCCCUCUAAACAAUUUCAGACCAACUACUUAGUAGCUGGUUUGGUUGAGAAAGUCAGAGCCACCUCUUCUGAUAGAUAUGUUAAGAAUUUAGAGAAACAAAUCAAGGACACUUUGAAGCUGCAGCGGUCACAGAGAGACGAAUUUAUCGGCAUGAUCCGAAAGGACAAUGAACAGUUGGACCUAAUAAGACAAUGUGUAGCGGAGCUGCAGGAACGUGUGCAUGGCGACUUCCAGGCACUGCACCACUUCCUGGAGGUGGAGGAGGCGGCAGUAUUGGAGGAGCUGAAUCGAGAGCAGGAGGCUAUGGUGGAAGAGAUGGGCCGACAUCUGGAAGGCCUGCAGGAAGCUGUGAGGGAGGCGGAGCAGAACCUGCAAGCGCUUCAACAGGCUAUUGGCAGCACGGACCACAACGUUUUAGUGGAGCUCCCAGAAUUGAAUUCCAGGGCAUCUUUGCAAGCUAUUAAAGGACCAGACAUUGACGUCAGUGCUUUCAGAAGCAAGUACAUGGCUCCACUGCAGUACACCAUGUGGAGAAAAAUGUUUAAAUUUCUCAGACCAGGACCAGCACCACUGACCUUUGAUGAUGACACUGCUCAUCCAAGCCUGCUGCUUUCACAGGAUAAAACUCAAGUGGUUGAAUAUGAAGGUAUACUGCCAUACAAACUCAACCCCAAGCGCUUCAUUCAGUGUAUCAAUGUGCUGGCGGCUCAAGGCUUCCAGUCUGGCCGCCACUACUGGGAAGUGGCAGUGGGCAACAAACCUAAGUGGGAUCUGGGCGUGGCCUUAGAAGCUGUGGACCGGCAGGUCAGGGUCAAGCUUUGCCCGGAGAAUGGCUACUGGACCCUCCGGCUGCGCAACGGAAACGAGUACUCAGCAGGGACACAGCCCUGGACCCCACUGCGAAUUGGGUCUUCCCCACAAAGGAUCGGCAUCUUCCUCGAUUGUGAGGAGCGGCAAGUGUCGUUUUAUAACGCAGACAGCAUGACAUUGCUGUACUCCUUUAGCAGUGGUCCGAGAGGGAAAGCUUUCCCGUUCUUCAGUACGUGCCUCAGUGACCGGGGCCAGAAACCCCUGCCAAUCCGUAUUCUCCAUUCUCCCACCGUGGCUCUGUAAGAGCCAGGAGAAUGGCUUCACUCUACAUUCAUUGCAAUUUCAGAUUGGUUUGAUUGAUAAAUCAGCUCACUUUUAAUUUUACCUGAUCACCUGAUAACAGAGUAGCCAUGUACUGUAGUAACUAUAAUCAAUUCAUUCUCUCUUGUUAUUUGUAUUGUCAGUAGGAUAUUAUAAAAUCAAGAUGCUUGUCUUAAUUUCCUUGUACUCAGAAAUGCUGGAUAUACUUCACAUUGAACAUAUAUUUUACUGAAUUCUAUUGCUUUCAUGUAUUAUAACUUAUCAGAGAAAGGCUUGAACGUGUUCAUACCUUGAAAUUUUAAGUUGUAUUUUCAUGCUGGUUCAUAUGAUUUUUUU